Molecule: messenger RNA, 4781 nt
Organism: Esox lucius (northern pike)
Lineage: Eukaryota; Metazoa; Chordata; Actinopteri; Esociformes; Esocidae
Gene: kirrel1a
Product: kirre like nephrin family adhesion molecule 1a
Exons: 15
Coding region: 266-2755 (829 amino acids)
Biological process (GO): cell-cell adhesion
Cellular component (GO): cell-cell junction
Molecular function (GO): cell adhesion molecule binding
Source: RefSeq, a predicted model, not a curated record
GAGGAAUGCGCCGCUAACGAGAAAACGGACCAUCACCGAGCCGAGCAUGCAAGAACGGACAGCAAAACCGGGAGAAGAAAAAUAGAGAAAUGAUCUAAACCGCGAAAAAAAGGAGCCGAACGGGGAGACGGAGAACGACGGAAAGUCGUCACAUAGUUGUUGGAAGGAUUACAAUUACCCUACACUGCUGAAUAAAAUCCAACCAGGAUUUUUGAUGCUGCCCUCACGGAGAAUUGAGCUAACGGACUUACUGGUCUUCUGAACCAUGCGGAGGCUUCUGCUCCUGAGUUUGGCGUUGAGUUUUCACCGUGUGUGGACAGCGCGUUUCUCCCAGGAACCAGCGGACCAGUCGGUGGUACGGGGCCAGAGGGUGAUUCUGUCCUGUGUUGUCUUUAACUACUCAGGCAUUGUGCAGUGGACCAAGGAUGGACUGGCCCUGGGCAUAGGGGAGGACCUCAGGGCCUGGCCUAGGUAUCGUGUUUUGCGGGUGCAGGAGCUGGGCCAAUAUAACCUGGAGAUCCUCUCAGCGGAGCUGUCUGAUGACUCCCUCUACGAGUGUCAAGCUCCUGAUGCUGCUCUACGCUCUAGAAGAGCCAAACUCACAGUCCUCAUCCCUCCAGAUGAGCCAGUGAUUGACGGGGCUCCUGAGGUGCUGCUGAAUGCAGGGGACCACUACAACCUGAGCUGUGUUUCCCGCGGGGCCAAGCCGCCGGCCAUUAUAGCAUGGCUGAAAGACGGGCUGCCUGUAGACGGAGCAGUCAGCACUACCGAGUCCCUCCCAGACAGGAAGAGGGCGACCACCUACAGCUUACUGCCUAUCCACCCAGUGGAUACAGACACAGGGAGGAACUACAGCUGUGUGGCCAGCAACCCUGCCAUCCCUUCAGGGAAACGCACCACAGUCACCCUCAAUGUACAUCACCCCCCCACGGUGACCCUGUCCAUCGAGCCUCGCUCCGUCCUUGAGGGGGACAGAGUCACCUUCACCUGCGCCGCCUCCGCCAACCCUCCCAUCAUGGGAUACAUGUGGGCCAAGGGUGGCGUGGUCCUGCAGGGCGCCAGGGAGAGCGUGUUCACCACCAAGGCGGACCACUCGUUCUUCACGGAGCCGGUGUCCUGCUCGGUGUUCAACGCCGUGGGCAAAACCAACGUCAGCAUCCUGGUGGACGUGCACUUUGGUCCUAUCCUGGUGGUGGAGCCCCGGCCAGUUACCGUGGACAUAGACUCUGAUGUCACUCUGAACUGCAAAUGGGCCGGAAAUCCUCCUCUCACCCUCACCUGGACCAAGAAGGGCUCCAAUAUGGUGCUCAGUAAUAACAAUCAGCUGUUCCUGAAAUCAGUCAGCCAGGCAGACGCUGGCCAGUACGUGUGUAAGGCUAUCGUGCCCCGGAUCGGAGUGGGAGAGACAGAGGUCACUCUCACUGUCAAUGGCCCCCCCAUCAUCUCCAGCGAGCCUGUCCAGUAUGCAGUAAGGGGGGAGAGGGGAGAGGUGAAGUGCUACAUAGCUAGCACACCUCCCCCAGACAAGAUUGUGUGGGCUUGGAAGGAGAACGUGUGGGAGAAGGAGAAGGGGACUCUGCUGGAGAGAUACACAGUGGAGCAGAGUAAACCGCUGUCUGAAGGAGGGGCCGUGCUCUCCACGCUCACCAUCAACAGCGUCAUAGAGUCGGACUUCCUGUCCACCUACAACUGUACCGCCUGGAACGCCUUCGGGCCCGGGACCAUGAUCAUCACUCUGGAAGAGACUGACAAUGUUCCAGUGGGUUUAAUAGCAGGUGGGACAGUGGGCUGCACUGUCCUGCUGUUCCUGUGUUUACUGGUCCUGGUGCUCAUCUUCUACCGACAGCGCAAAGGCAGUCGUCGCGGGGUCACACUGGGGAAGCCAGACAUCAAGGUAGAGACGAUAAACAAGGAGACGCACAGCCUGGAGGAAGACGCCGGCAGCGUUUCCACGGCAUCACGCAUGGUCAAAGCCAUGUACUCGUUUCUGCCCUCUUCUGUGUCCUUCUCUCCCUCUUCUCAGCCUUUUAAAGACGAUAUAGAACUGAAACAGGACUUACGAAGCGACACCCUAGACACGCGUCAGGAGUACGACCUUAAGGAUCCCACCAACGGCUACUACAAUGUGCGAGCCUCCACCCACGACGAUGGCCGCCCUGCCUCGCGCUCCAUGCACUACACUGACUACCGGACCUCCAAUACACCAGGGGGCGCUGCCUCCAUCAGCAGCAGUGCUGGAGGAUCAGGGGCCACAGCCAGCGGGGGAGGCCCCCCCGGCCCAGGGCCCCUCUCUACGCCUGGUCGCCCCAGCUGCUACGACCCCCGACCCCCCUCCAGACUCUCCCACAACAGCUACGCCCAGUUCAACACCUUCACCCGGGCUGGGCAGAGCCAGCAGCCCCCUCCCAACCCGGCCUCGCCACCCAGCGACUUCCCUGGGGACUGCAGCCUGUUGGAGUCCCCUCAGCUGGCCUACGACAACUACGGCUAUCCCUCUCACCAAUACACCCCGUACCGCAUGGGCUUCGCGCCGCCCAGUCUGGCUCCGCUGGAGGCCGGGCCGUCCUAUGAGAUGUACGGGGUGGGGCCGGGGGCGGGGCCGGGGGCGGGGCCGGGCGUGGGGCCGGGGGCGGCACCGUCGGGGUCAGAGACUGGACUGGGGAAGUACGGAAGCUCCACGCGCUUCUCCUACACCUCGCAGCAUUCUGACUACGGCCACAGAGGACACACACAGAGGAUGCAGACCCACGUGUGAGACGUAGGGAUGGUCCCCCCCCCCUCCCCCGAGUGACACGCGCCACAUGCUCACGGAGAUGGGGAGGGUGCGGUCUCAUACACACUGUCACUUAGACGCACACAGAGGACACGCGCAUUCACGUUCUCACUCUCAUACACACGGGUGAGCGCACCAAGGCCAACACCAGUAGACACACGCGUACACACACAUGCACGUUGGAAUUUGCCCACGAGAUGGGGAGAGUAUCAGAAGGAGAGUCCAGAUCUGCGGAAAGAAAGUGUCAAUCUUUAAUCCCUAAACUCCCGGUGUUAAAUUCUUGGCUCUGAAAGAGCAGAAAGCGAAAGUCACAAUCAAGACCAGAGAAGACAGGACUAGAUCUUUAGAUCUUAAUCAUUAAAAUAACGAGCAUAAGUGCUAUGAAUUUAGAUUGUAAUGAAUGACAAGAGAGGGGGCGUUCUUGGAAAUGUAUUCCAUAUUCGAUUGCCAAAUAUUAAAGGCAUAUCAUGGAGAAGUUGACCGUUAAAUAUGGUACUCUGUCGUUGGGCAGGAGAAACCUCAACCAGUGGAGGGUCAUGACUGGCCACCGUUUUGUUUUUGCUGGUUGUUGUUUUAUACAGUGAUCUUAGAGCACAUACAAUAUAUAUCCCAGAAUGCUUCACUUCAUUGGCGCCAUUGGUGCUGGUUAGUGGGGUCAUUGUACAUUUUGCACUGCAUUACAAACAGUAUUCAUUGCUUAGACAUCCCUCAUCUACGUAUAUAUGUAUUAUAUAUGUCUGUUUUUAUUUGCACACCAACAACCUAGAGCUUUGUAUUCUAUUUUUUAACAUUUUACAGAAUUAUUUUGUCAUAUUUCUGUGAAGGAAGUGUCAGUGGACCAAAAUGUUCAAACUUGAGAUUGUUUAGUCUCUGUUUGAGUGAUAUUCACCUCGACAAAGAUAAACAUGAAGAAGUAUUUGUGGACCUGUUUUUGUCAGCUAUGAUGACUGACAGAAUUCACGAAUGGGUAGAGGGGGCGGUAUAUACAGGAACCAUUUAUCAAGUGUCCAUGCUUGCUCUUUAUUUCAUGUCAAUCUGGGGUUACAAUCAUCUCUUAACAUUGGAUACCAUGUAGGAGGCCCAUCUAUGCCAUGUGUUGUGUUGCUAACAAAUGGACAUAUGGAAGGAUUAGCCAGGUAGCCUGGGAUUCAAGUUGAAUUCGCUAUGUUUCCCAACAUAUUGCAUAAGGCUAAUCAUAGAGAAUACAGCUUGGAGUCUGGCGGCCCUUGCCGGCCCAGAGACACAGUAUGUGACAUGGUAGCCCAGUCCCAGGUCUGUUUGUGCCGUCCUGCCCACUCCUACAUUCAUGGUCACACGAAAAAAAUGAAGAAAAAAAACAAGGAAAUAGACUUGGGAUCAUGCUGAGGUGAUGUGUAUGGGGGUUUAGAACAGUGUGGCCUUAGGGAACAUGUCAUUACGCUCUCAUCAUUCAAUCCUCACACCUGUAUGGUGGGGUUCAAUAAAGGUUUGUCUAUAGUGGAGUUUGAUUGUGUGAAUGUAUGUGGGAGAAAGAGUGAGGGAGUGUGUGUGCACAUCUAUUUGUACAGCGUGUUUGUAUAGAUGUGUGUGUCUGUGUGUGUGUGUGUGUGUGUGUGUGUGUGUGUGUGUGUGUGUGUGUGUGUGUGUGAAUGUGUGUGUGUAUAUAAUGCAUACACGUACAGUGGUCCUCUCCCGUGUGUGAGCGUGACUGCUGUAUGCAUGUCUGUGUGUGUGUGUGUGUGUGUGGGUGUGUGUGCGCAUGUCUGUAUGUGUUUAUGUGUGCGGGUGUGUUUCAGUAAUAUGUCCAUAUCGUUUCUCUUCACAAUCCUGUUACAAUACUUUUAUACCUCUGGUAGGACUGUAUCCUGUAUUACUGUGUCUUUAAAUUUAGAAAUACAAUGUUUAUCUUAUUGUACUGUUCUACUAGCAGAGAAAAACUGUUCAAAAGAUGUACAACAAAAAGUUAUCACAUUUUCAUUUUUUUAUUUCAUUAUCUCCAAUAUUUUUUAAAAAUGGUAUGUAAUUAUUU